Molecule: messenger RNA, 1009 nt
Organism: Tupaia belangeri chinensis (Chinese tree shrew)
Lineage: Eukaryota; Metazoa; Chordata; Mammalia; Scandentia; Tupaiidae
Product: guanine nucleotide-binding protein G(I)/G(S)/G(T) subunit beta-3-like
Exons: 2
Coding region: 45-410 (121 amino acids)
Biological process (GO): signal transduction
Molecular function (GO): protein binding
Source: RefSeq, a predicted model, not a curated record
GCCCUGGAAUUACCAGCCAGGAGGCAGGUAGAGGACAGAGCUCCAUGCCUGAGCCCGUCCUCCAUGCCUGGUCCCUGUGCCCUCAGUUCUUCCCCAAUGGAGAGGCCAUCUGCACCGGCUCCGACGACGCUUCCUGCCGCCUGUUUGACCUGAGGGCGGACCAGGAGCUGACCACCUACUCCCACGAGAGCAUCAUCUGCGGCAUCACGUCCGUGGCCUUCUCCCUCAGUGGCCGCCUGCUCUUCGCUGGCUACGACGACUUCAACUGCAAUGUCUGGGACUCCAUGAAGGUCGAGCGUGUGGGUGUCCUCUCUGGCCACGACAACAGGGUCAGCUGCCUAGGAGUCACAGCUGAUGGGAUGGCUGUGGCCACCGGCUCCUGGGACAGCUUCCUCAAAAUCUGGAACUGAGGAGGCUGGAGGAAGGAGGUGGAAGGCCCUGAAGACACCCAGCUGUCCUUUCCCCCGCCCAGCCUCUUCGGCUUUUGUCUUCCCUACCCCAGUACCACCCCCACCAAGAGUUCCCCUCUGAGGACAGGAGUGUGGGGAGUGUGCCUGUGGGAGGCAGCAUCAGGGACCUGGGGCCAGAACUGCCCCAUCUCCUCCCACGGCUUCCUCUCUCCAGUCCUAAGAACCUCUCCCUUAAUGAGCAAAGACCCCUCUGAGUCCUUUGCAGCCCAGCAGCCUCUAGCCUGAGGUCCCAGCCCUAGACAGCCUCCCCCGGAGUCACUGCCUCCUUUCAGACCCAGCGCUCAGCCCUGUGAGUACGGCUCCAGCACCUCUAGGGUCCCGGCCCCCUUCCUCACGCUCUUUCCUUUGCUUUCUCUCUCCCAUAGCACCUGCAAUAAAGCAUAGCACCUGGUACGUCUGCGAUGCCUGGUUUCCACCCGCUCUGUUCCAGAGCUCCCAGGUCCCACUGAGGGGUAGUAACGUGUCACAGGUGCUGUGAUAAAGGCCGGGUAGCAGGCGGCUUGUAGGCAGAGAGGGUGAAGGAAGAAGCCCAAGCCUCG